This is a messenger RNA of Diaporthe citri, 1059 nucleotides long. RefSeq lists its product as uncharacterized. The record is from RefSeq and is a predicted model, not a curated record. Gene Ontology annotation, cellular component: catalytic step 2 spliceosome. Lineage: Eukaryota; Fungi; Ascomycota; Sordariomycetes; Diaporthales; Diaporthaceae. The transcript is spliced from 3 exons. Bases 1 to 1059 code for a protein of 352 amino acids. Gene Ontology annotation, molecular function: protein binding; RNA binding.
AUGUCUGCCGAGAAGAGACCAGCGUCCGAUGACCCCUCGGGCCAGCUGGUGGUCAAGCGCCAGAACCUGGGCGAGAGGGCUCUCGCAAGAGCCAAUGCCUCUGGGAGCAGUGCCCUGGUGCAGUCGACACCACGGACGAGUGGCCUUCAGGCGCCAGUGAUGGAGCUGUCUGGGCACCCGGGGGAGAUCUUCUCCGCAAAGUUCGACCCCAGCGGGAACCUCAUCGCCUCUGGGGGCAUGGAUCGCAGCAUCAUGCUCUGGCGAACCUACGGCGAUUGCGAGAACUACGGCUUGCUGACCGGCCACCGCGGCGCCGUCCUCGACCUCCAAUGGUCCCGUGACUCGGAGAUCCUCUUCUCCGCCUCGGCGGAUAUGCACCUCGCCAGUUGGGAUCUGACCUCUGGGCAAAGGAUACGGCGCUACGUUGGUCACGAGGAGGUCAUCAACACACUGGAUAUCAGCAAGCGCGGCGAGGAGACAUUGAUAAGUGGCAGCGACGACGGCACAAUAGGCAUCUGGGAUCCAAGGACAAAAAACGCGGCAGAUUAUAUCGAGACACAGUUCCCAAUCACCGCGGUCGCGAUCUCCGAGGCCGGAAACGAGAUCUACUCAGGCGGUAUCGACAACGACAUCAAGGUGUGGGAUAUACGGAAGAAGGGCGUGGUGUACUCCAUGCUGGGACACCAGGACACCAUCACCACGCUCAGGGUCUCACCUGACUCGCAAAGUCUGUUGUCAUACUCAAUGGACUCGACGGCACGGACCUGGGAUAUUCGGCCGUUUGCACCGACAGAGAGACACAUCCGCACGUUCGACGGCGCCCAGGUGGGCAUUGAGAAGAACCUAGUGCAGGCCAGCUGGGAUAAAGACGGAAAGAAGAUAGCUGUUGGCGCUGGCGACGGUACGGUCGUUAUAUGGUCGAGCGACAACGGCAAGCUGCUCUACAAGCUACCGGGCCACAAAGGCACUGUCAAUGUUGCCGAGUUCGCGCCCGGGAAAGACCCCAUCAUCUUAUCGGCCUCGGCGGAUCGGACAAUGCUUCUUGGCGAGCUGAGGUGA